Pomacea canaliculata is the source of this 1070-nucleotide messenger RNA. RefSeq lists its product as uncharacterized. The record is from RefSeq and is a predicted model, not a curated record. The coding region runs from base 3 to 1070 and encodes 355 amino acids. The transcript is spliced from 4 exons. Lineage: Eukaryota; Metazoa; Mollusca; Gastropoda; Architaenioglossa; Ampullariidae.
GCAUGGUCGCCAUAAUGAGUGACAUUAUCAUUAUCUCAUGUUUCUUUGUACUGUUUAUGAUACAAAGGGGAGUGCAUGCCAGCACUUGUGAAUCUCAAUACUUUGAUGAAAAGAAGCAGGUAUAUGAAAAUGAUUUCGCAAAUAUCAGCUAUGACCUUAACAUUGUGGAUGGUUCAAAUUAUUCGGCUAAAUUCAGAGUUGUGUUUGAUAUUUGCGACAACAAAAAAGUCUCUCUUCACUGUGUGUUUGCUUGGAGAAAGCAGACUAGCAACCUGUCCAUCGUCAACUGGCGCCCAAAGAAUGAAACAACAUGUUUUGCCAAGCAUGACAACCUCAGCAUCUCAGAGAUGGUCUUUGAGAUACAAAUUUCUCUACCCGUGAGACGGUCGUUCAGCAUGAUGAAACUUUCUAUUGCGGACGGCGGGGACAUCUUUAAGACAUUGCGAAUGUUCCGCCUUGAUGUCCUCUACCCCCCAAGAGCCACCAAUCUAACUUUUGAUGGUAUUGAAGUAAGUAGUAAUCUUCUCCUUGAUGAAGGCCAGGAGGUCACUGCUAUCUGUUUCUUUGAUGCGGGAAACCCUCCCACGACCUUUCGUCUGAUGAAUAAAUUCGGCCAAGAUUUGAAACAUGCUAAGCACGGAAACAGCAUCAGUCACUUAUUUGCUGCAAGAUGUGAAGAUGAAUGGCAGAAGGUCCGAUGUGAAGCAGCAGGCUCAGUGUUUAACAGAUCAGCAUCAUUUCUAGUCAAAUGUUUGCCAAAGUUUCUGGUCAGCAAAAUUCAAAUUCCUUCAAACCUUAAAGUCUUAUCGCUUGGUGUCAAGGCUCACACAACUGUUGCUGAUGGAUGUUUUUUAACACCAGCCUCGUCCAACGAUGACACCAGCAGGAAAGUCAACUGCACACUAAGCGGGACCCCGCCUGAUCUCGUCCUACGUCUUCACGUCCACAAGGAAGACAUCGAAAACCAAGAAAACUGGACAUUAAUUUUACGGAAUGAACAAGGCGCUGCCAGCAUCACCAUAAACAUAUGCAAUUCAUCCAGUAAGUCAACCGAAGAAAUUUUUAAUUAG